Aspergillus puulaauensis is the source of this 327-nucleotide messenger RNA. It is a transcript of the gene nhp6, whose product is annotated as high-mobility group nucleosome-binding protein. The transcript has 4 exons. Lineage: Eukaryota; Fungi; Ascomycota; Eurotiomycetes; Eurotiales; Aspergillaceae. The record is from RefSeq and is a predicted model, not a curated record. Bases 1 to 327 code for a protein of 108 amino acids.
AUGCCCAAGGCAGACAAGCCCGUUCGCAAGACCAAGGCCACCCGCGAGACUGGCACUGGCGGCAGAAAGAAGAAGGACCCCAACGCCCCUAAGCGUGGUCUCUCCGCCUACAUGUUCUUUGCCAACGACAACCGCGACAAGGUCCGCGAAGAGAACCCCGGCAUCACUUUCGGCCAGGUCGGAAAGAUGCUUGGUGAGAAGUGGAAGGCUCUUAGCGACAAGGACCGCAAGCCCUAUGAGGACAAGGCCGCCACUGACAAGAAGCGGUACGAGGAUGAGAAGGCAGCUUACCAGGCUGCCGGCGACGACGAGGAAGAAUCGUCCUAA